Molecule: messenger RNA, 2877 nt
Organism: Pestalotiopsis fici W106-1
Lineage: Eukaryota; Fungi; Ascomycota; Sordariomycetes; Amphisphaeriales; Sporocadaceae
Exons: 2
Coding region: 1-2877 (958 amino acids)
Biological process (GO): transmembrane transport
Molecular function (GO): transmembrane transporter activity
Source: RefSeq, a predicted model, not a curated record
AUGUCGGCCACUCAGUCUGGUUCGGCCAACAUCCCGGAUAGAGGACCUAGUGUGUUCGCUGUCACAACUGCUACUCUCGUGCUGGCUUCCGUCUUCGUCGCGGCAAGGUUAUAUACCCGCCUGACCAUAGUGCGGCAAUUCAGCUGGGAUGACUGGUUCAUCAUACUUGCUUGGGCCUUUGCCUUCGCCGUUGGCUUCACCAUCGAUCUCGGUACUAAAAAUGGCCUGGGAAAACACGACAGCGAUAUCGCCGCUGGCGAUUGGAAUACUCUUCGGCGCUGCGAAUAUGCCUUUUCUGUCUUAUACAACCCUGCCCUCAUGGCCACAAAAACCUCCAUCUUGAUCUUUUACUUGCGGCUCUCCAGGAAUACGCAGCAAGUUCUUCGCCUAGCAUCCUGGGCAGUGCUCAUUGUCGUCAACGUUGCUGGAGUAGUAUUGACAUUUCUGAAUAUCUUUCAGUGUCGGCCCAUACGCGCUGCAUUUGAUAGAUACCCGGGUGAGGCGCAAUGCAUCCCGCUACUCACCGAGUUCUUGUGCUCGGCACCUGUCAAUAUAGUGACAGAUCUUGCUAUUCUGGCUCUGCCACUCCCAGUGCUUACUGGCAUGAGAUUGCCGUUUCGACAGAAGAUCAUCUUGAUUGUCACCUUUACUCUCGGCAUUUUUGUUACGGUGGUUGACGUCGUCCGGAUAUAUUACCUUCAACAGGCCAUUACAAGUGUGUCACCGGUCACCUCAAGCAAUCCCGAGGCGACCUUUGGGGAUCAGGCGGAAUUUGCGUGGAAUGCUUCUCUGUCGUUGAUGUGGUCCUCGGUAGAAGUCAAUGUCGGCAUCACCUGCGCUUGUAUACCGACUCUCAAACCACUCAUCGUGCGCAUUCUGCCAGCCAUGCUCAUUGACCCCGACGGCACGAGGCGCACCUCCGACACGACGGUGAAACAACCUUCGGACUCCUCAAGGCACUAUAGCGACGAAGGAGUCGUGCGACCUCCAGCCAUGGCACCUGAGCCAGCACUACUGUCUGAUGGUAUUGCACGUACAGAUCAGGCCGCUGAGCAUGAAUCCACUGCUCUGGAAUUUCUCACGACACCGGAUAUGUUAAAUACUACCCAGCCUAGCUCACCGACGAGGCUGGGUCGAUCGUCGACGAUAAUGACGGCUGCCACUGCCGCCACAACUGGCAGUAGCGAGAACACGGUGCUUUUUGGAUUUGUCAACAUGAAAAAGCCAAAGAGUAUCAUUCGUACUACUGUAGCCGAAUCUUGGAAAUACUGCACAGUGGUCACCAUUCUUUUCGUCUUGUGGGGGUUCUCUUACGGACUUUUGAACACAUUGAACAAUGCCAUCGCGACGGUGGCCAACAUGAGUGAGGCGCAAGCCAUCGGACUCACUAGCGUGUAUUUUGGAGGAGGCUAUUUCUUCGGCCCCUUGGUCGUGGGCGAAUGGAUUCUGCGGCACGAUGAGCAUCGCCGUACAAAGAAACACGACGGAACACCCUCGGUCGGCGGCUUCAAAGCAACUUUUAUCAUAGGGUUGUCCAUAUACGGCAUCGGCACCAUUAUGUUUUGGCCUAGCGCUAUUUUGACCUCUUUUACCGGUUUCAUGAUUUCGAGUUUUGUGGUUGGUUUUGGUCUUGCCGUCUUGGAGACCGCCGCAAACCCCUUCAUUGCUCUUUGCGGGCCAUUGAAUUAUGCGGAAAUGCGUCUUUGCUUGGCCCAGGCCAUACAAGCUGUCGCCACCGUCGUCAGUCAACUCUUGGCACAGAAAGUCUUCUUCAUCGGUAUACAAGGCCAAGAAAGUGACUCUACACUUUUAUUGGACGUGCAGUGGACAUACUUGGCGAUAACGUUGUUGUGCGCAGCAUUGGCCCUAUUCUUUUACUACAUACCUCUACCAGAAGUUACCGACGCUGAGAUGGAGAGAUCUACGAAAUACCUUCCAAUGGACCCGAAGAAACGAAGCAUAGGAGGGUUCCAGCUUCGCACCUGGACACUCGCUCUCGCUGUGCUGGCGCAGUGGACGUAUGUUGCUGGCCAGGAGAGUAUGAGCAUAUUCUUCCGAGGCCUUCUCACACCCGAUGCGCAAGUCCAAGCAGCCUCCAACUCUGGGGCAUCCCGCACUGCAGCAAGACAAGAAUCAUCUGAAAAUACAUCAUCCGAAGAUACUGCUGCACUCGCCCUCUCGAUUUCGGAUUACCUUUUGGUGGCUCAUACCGCAUUCGCGGCAUCUCGAUUUCUUGUUGCCUAUUUGGCAUAUUUAUCACCCAGACACCCCAAAGUCCCGCAACCGCGUACUGUGCUUAAUAUUAGCACAGGCCUGAGCAUACUCUUUGCAAUCUUGAUAGCAGCAAUACGCCCGUCAAAUCCCAACCUUGUGGCCAUUCCAGCAAUUUUAUUCUUCUUCUCGGAAGGGCCAAUGUGGCCAUUGAUCUAUACUCUCGGUCUGCGCGGCCAAGGAAAACGUACCAAAAGGGCGGCGGCGUAUAUCACCAUGGGAGCGUCUGGACCUGCGUUUUGGCCAUUUGUCAUGUACGCCAUCAAGCAGCAUGGUGCAAGCUAUCAGAUUGCAUUCACUGUUGUUGUUGGACUCUUGGUAUUUACAGCACCUUUUGCCAUCUUUUUGGAUUUCAAAAGGGAUGCCAGGACACUGGUUGACGCGCGCGUGGAUAGGGAAGAACAGCAGCGCCUCCAAUCUGGACAGCAAGAGCAAAUGGGCCUUGACGAGAUUAUUGCACGGCGGAGACAUACUACGGAAGGUAAUACUCAGCCAAGCAUGGUGAGGAAACUGUCGGUAGCGUUCAUCAAUCCAUUUAAGAAUCGGAGGGUAUCGGAACCGACCUCUGUAGAACAUCGUGAAAAUAAGAGAGGCAGUGGUGGCUGA